Molecule: messenger RNA, 716 nt
Organism: Antrostomus carolinensis (chuck-will's-widow)
Lineage: Eukaryota; Metazoa; Chordata; Aves; Caprimulgiformes; Caprimulgidae
Gene: PTPN7
Product: protein tyrosine phosphatase non-receptor type 7
Exons: 6
Biological process (GO): protein dephosphorylation; signal transduction
Cellular component (GO): cell junction; plasma membrane; cytosol
Molecular function (GO): protein tyrosine phosphatase activity; protein kinase binding
Source: RefSeq, a predicted model, not a curated record
AUCCUGAGAGCCGGGUCUGUCUCAGGAGGGCAGGGAGCCUGGAGGAAGACAGUUACAUAAAUGCCAACUACAUCACGGGCUACGCAGGGCGGCCCCAGGAGUACAUUGCCACCCAGGGACCCAUGCUGAACACUGUGACCGACUUCUGGGAGAUGGUGUGGCAAGAAGAGGCACCCCUCAUCGUCAUGAUAACCAAGCUCCAUGAGCACAAAGAGAAAUGUGUCCACUACUGGCCCGAGAAGGAGGGCACCUACGGCCCCUUCACCAUCUGCGUGCAGGGAGUGAGCGAGUGCGUGGAGUACGUGGUCCGUGAUCUCUCCAUUCAGCUUGAAGGUGAAUGCCGCCAGGUCAAACACAUCCUCUUCCCAUCCUGGCCGGACCAGCAGACACCCGAGUCAGCCAAGCCCCUGCUGCACUUGGUGUCCAAGGUGGAAGAGACUCUUCAGGCUGCAGCCAGCCCAGGGCCCAUCGUUGUGCACUGCAGCGCAGGCAUUGGCCGGACAGGCUGCUUUAUCGCUACCAGGAUCGGGUGCCAGCAGCUGAAGGACAAGGGGGAGGUGGAUAUCCUGGGAAUUGUGUGUCAUCUCCGCAUAGACAGAGGCGGGAUGAUCCAGACGAGUGAGCAGUACCAGUUCCUCCAUCACACACUAGCUCUCUACGCUUCCCAGCUGCCGGAGGUGGGAAGCCACUAGCGCAGGGCUCCCACCGGGCUGCCU